Messenger RNA from Helobdella robusta, 1194 nucleotides. RefSeq lists its product as hypothetical. Gene Ontology annotation, molecular function: 5'-3' DNA exonuclease activity; metal ion binding; 5'-flap endonuclease activity. Gene Ontology annotation, biological process: mismatch repair; DNA recombination. Gene Ontology annotation, cellular component: nucleus. The transcript has 7 exons. Lineage: Eukaryota; Metazoa; Annelida; Clitellata; Rhynchobdellida; Glossiphoniidae. The coding region runs from base 130 to 1194 and encodes 354 amino acids. The record is from RefSeq and is a predicted model, not a curated record.
CUAAGAUCCGAUUUCGGGACCGUUUUUAUGUUUUUUAAUUAUAUUUUCUUAUUUCAGUUGACGGAUCGGAUAUUUUUAGUUAGGUUAAUAAUGAAUAAUUUAUCGUGACUCAUUUGCAUUUUUUUCAAGAUGGGUAUACAGGGCUUGAUACCCUUUUUGAAGAAAGCAUCAAGUCCUUGCAACGUUAAGGAUUUCAAAGGAGCAGUGGUCGCCAUCGACAGUUACUGCUGGCUGCACAAGGGAGCUUUUGCGUGCGCUGAAAAACUGGCUCUUGGCGAAAAAACGGAUCAGUAUGUUCUCUACUGCAUGAAGUACGUCAACAGUCUGCUGGCAUUUGGCAUUAAGCCCAUAAUGGUAUUCGAUGGAUGUCGCUUGCCAUCCAAAAAAGAAGUUGAACAAACUCGAAGAGAUCGAAGGAAUGCCAAUCGCAAGAAAGCAGCCCAACUUUUGAGGGAAGGCAAGAAAGCAGAGGCAAGAGAUUGCUUGGUCCAAUGCAUUGACAUCACACCCCACAUGGCACUUGAACUUAUUAAGGCGUGUCGUGCAAGAGGUGUUGAUUGCAUCGUGGCACCUUAUGAAGCCGAUGCUCAACUGGCUUACCUCAACCAAAUCGGCCUGGCUGAUGUCAUUAUCACUGAGGACUCUGAUCUCAUUCUUUUUGGCUGUGAUAAAAUUUUAUUCAAGAUGGAUUUGAUGGGCAAUGGUUUGUUAGUUGAAAAAUCCAAACUCCACUUGGCCAUUGAUAUUCCAUCUGAUCAGUUCACUUUCGAAAAGUUUCAAAGGAUUUGCAUACUGAGUGGGUGUGACUACUUGCCAAGCUUGCCAGGCAUUGGACUUGCUAAAGCUACAAAAGUUUUCAAGCUCAGCCGACAGACUGACAUGAAGCAGGUUUUAAAAAGGCUUCCAAUGAUAUUAAAAAUGCCUUCCCUAGUUGUAACAGAUGAUUACAUUAAUAACUUUUUCAAAGCUGAAAAUACUUUUCUUUACCAAUUGGUCUUUGAUCCAUUGAGGAGAAAGUUGCUGCCGUUGAAUGCAUAUCCGGCUCAUGUUCUCAGGCUGGAUAUGAGUUAUGCUGGUCCUUCCAUGUCUGAUGAGGAGGCACUGCAAAUUGCAUUGGGCAACGUUAAUGUCAAUGAUGGCUCUACAAUGGCUCACUAUGAUCCUGACGAUGACAAGGUGCUUUAUUUCUUUUGA